GGGUGGUGUAAACAUUCUCGCUCCGCCCGCUGAUCAUGUGUGGUACGGUUUUCACCUAAUCCUUCUUCUCAGGCCAUUCACCUUUGCGAUUAAAAAUAAAGUGUUCCCAAAUUUCAAACUCAUUAAUCCUCCAACAUUUUCAAUAUUUCCAAAGUGAAUUUAAAAAUGCCAUCAAGAUUCGAAACCUCCAAGGACCGAGGCGCCGUCUCUCCUGAGUGUUCUGUAUUUCUUUAGUCGCAAUCCUUUAACAAAAGUUCUAACCAAAGCAUAAAAAGUUCUAAAAACAAACCGGUUUGAUUCAAAUGUACUGUUUACAUUCUCCGCACGUGGCACUUGACGUCCAGGCUCAAUUUCCGGUGCGACAAAAGAACUUUACGAGUUUGAUACCCGAGUAUUAUAAUCCAGUGAGUUGAAUACAAAGUGAAUGCAGAUUCAUUCUCCGAAGAAAUAUGCCGGUUAAAUGUUAAAUGUUAUUGUGCGUGAAGGACUCGCGCCAAAAAAGGAAUUCGCUCAAUGGAAUAAAUUUCUGCUUCCCGCCGUAAUAAGUAACCUACAAAACAGUGUAUAUGUGUUGUGAUUUUGUUUUAAACUGAAUUUCCAAUGAAAAUGUUCAAUUCAUCUCUCAGCUUCCAAUUCGGAAGUAUGAGAAGUUACAUGUGGUGGUUAAUAGUGUUGAUAUUUGUGCGCACAAUCUGGGGUACCCACGGUGCUUGCGAGCCAAUUAGGAUAGAAAUGUGUCGGGGACUUGGGUACAAUGUGACCGCAAUGCCCAAUUUGGUUGGGCACGAGAUCCAGGGCGAUGCUGAUUUUACUCUGCAGACCUUCAGCCCCUUAAUCCAGUAUGGCUGCAGCGCCCAGCUUCACCUCUUCCUAUGUUCCGUUUAUGCCCCAAUGUGCACCGAGAAGGUCCCGGCACCGAUUGGACCUUGUCGAGGUCUUUGUGAACAGGUCCGAGCUCGUUGUUAUCCAGUUCUUCAGGGUUUCGGCUUCCCCUGGCCGGCGGCUUUAAACUGCUCAAAAUUCCCGCCGCAGAAUAAUCAUCAACACAUGUGCAUGGAAGGCCCUGGAGAACCUGGACCCGCCAAUCCCAUUCAGUCGGCUGGGGCCGGCAAUGGACCUUGGGGUUGUUCCUGGUACGCCAAAUCUGGGCUCUACAUCUUUUUGAAUCGCUCCGGGAGAUGCGCCGCUGCCUGCGAUGCUGAUGUUCUCUGGUCACAAAGGGAUAAGAAGAUUGCUGAGGCUUGGACCGCGGCCUUCGCAACCGUUUGUCUUUUCUCGGUGGCUGCAUCUAUCUUCACUUUGCUGAAACCGCGAAAACAAUCCGGAACCACCAACACUGCUGAAAGAGCUAUCACGUGCCUGGCUGUAUGCCAUGCGGCUGUCGCAGUCGGUUACGUGAUUCGAUUAGCUGCUGGACGAGUAGCUGUCGCGUGCACGCCAGCGAUUCCCGUGCAUUCUCAAGAUCAGGUUGUCAUCGCUCAGCAUCAACAGCAAUACCUCACUCAGGAUGGCUUGGAUAAUCCUUACUGUGCUGUCGUCUUUUUGCUACUCUAUUACUUCGGAAAUGCCGCUAGCGUCUGGUGGGUCGUAAUUUGCGCAUGGUGGUGUAUAGUCUCCAGAAAAUGGACAAAAUCACCAGAUAAUUGCAAGGAAAAUGGAUUUGGUCUUCAGCAGGGUUUCUCCACUGUAGGUUCUGUUGCUGCCUGGGGCAUUCCCGCUGCUCACACUAUUGCCGUUUUGGUAACAAGGGACGUCGAUGCAGACGAACUGAGUGGUAGCUGCUUCGUAGGACAACAGAGCACCAGAUCUCUUCUAGUUCUCGUCCUUGCUCCCCAAUUCGUCUACCUAACCCUAGGUUCCACAUUCUUCCUAGUUGGAAUAGCAGCUCUUCUUUUACCCCGUCCGUCAAUUACCCCGAGUCCAAUCCUAAACGCUCUCCAUCCCAACCCCUUGAUCCGGAACCAACGUGAGGGCGCAAAAUCGCCAGCAGAACUCUACAAACGACAAAAACAACUUGUCGUCAGAGUCGGGGCCUUUGUCUGCUUCUAUGGACUCGUGUUGAUCUGCCUCACCUGCACGAUCUUCUACGAGUGGUGGGGCCGAGACUCCUGGCUCAGGGCGCCCGAACCCUCAAAGUCACCCAAGAUCACCACAAAACCACUCCUCCAGAUCUUUGUUUUGAGAAUUGUCGUCUUUUUGGGUGCAGGCAUCCUUGCGGCUGCCUGGAUCUGGUGGCCGAAUGCCGUCAGCGUCUGGAGACGCCUUCCACCUUGCAAACAACCUCCCCACAAGUGCCAUCCUCAUCCUGUCCAGCAGGUUCCGGUCGUGAGGUGUUACAGCACUGGGUCCACCACACCCACACCUCAUCAACUUCAUCAUUUGGGGAGACUGUCCCCGCCCCAACAUCCCUUGCUUCAUCAGCAUCCGAUUGUCAUCAAUGGCCAACUGCCACACAGGAGCCAUAAGAAACAUCGGAAGCACAGGAAGCAUCACAGUGGGAGUGAGACUCGAGUUUGAAGAAAAAGUUCCUAUAUUGUGCCAGAAGUUUUACUUCUGAUCUCAGAUUCAGAAAGAGGGGCAUCUAAAACCCCUGGGUACAAAUUUGACUCUUUGAUACUUCUGGCCCUGGUCUGAUUUUUCAGUUUUGGCCCUAAAUUCUAAAACAGAGGCAUCCACAAACCCCCGGGAUGUAAAUUUGGUCAAAAUUUGACGGUUGGGGCCCCGGCUUCUCUUAUCUGUGCCGCCUCUGAAUUGAGCAGACGACACAAACCUUCAAUCGUCUUUAGUUUGAAAACUAAUGAUCGGAGAGUAGUUUUGUAAAAGGAAAAGCUGUUCAGUUUUUCCUGCUCUUUCUACCUAUACAAAGACAAA
Belonocnema kinseyi is the source of this 2871-nucleotide messenger RNA. Its product is annotated as frizzled-4. Gene Ontology annotation, biological process: non-canonical Wnt signaling pathway; canonical Wnt signaling pathway. The coding region runs from base 601 to 2517 and encodes 638 amino acids. The transcript has 6 exons. Gene Ontology annotation, cellular component: plasma membrane. Gene Ontology annotation, molecular function: Wnt-protein binding; Wnt receptor activity. NCBI's taxonomy places the organism in Eukaryota, Metazoa, Arthropoda, Insecta, Hymenoptera, Cynipidae. The record is from RefSeq and is a predicted model, not a curated record.